Molecule: messenger RNA, 2284 nt
Organism: Setaria italica (foxtail millet)
Lineage: Eukaryota; Viridiplantae; Streptophyta; Magnoliopsida; Poales; Poaceae
Product: probable serine/threonine-protein kinase PBL7
Exons: 5
Coding region: 248-1642 (464 amino acids)
Biological process (GO): protein phosphorylation
Molecular function (GO): protein kinase activity; ATP binding
Source: RefSeq, a predicted model, not a curated record
AUUUGCCAGCCAAUAGCCUGAACCUUCGCUACCACCCCAAGUUGCGCUUUUGUUUAUACGCCUCUCCAGUCUUUGACUUCCCUUCCCCUCUCUCUUCCUCCCUCCCUAUCCCCGGCGGCCGGAAAUCUAGUCAAAUUCAGCUGCUUUUAUCCCGGCUGAUCAGCGGGCGAGAGGGGAGGACAAGUCUUGAGCUGAAUUUCUCGGAGGUUCGGCUGGCAUUUGCGAGAUAGUGGUCAGGAACGGGCAGAUGAGCUGCUUGCCGUGCUCCGGUUCGUCGGGGAAGGAGGCCAAGAGCUUGGACGCGCUCUCGCCGUCGCCCCGGCCUGCGGCGAAGUCGGCACCAGUUCGAUCAAAAUCACGUGCUUCGGGCUCUAGGAAGGAAGAUUCUGUACCUGUUCGCAGAGGAGGAAACACUGCACAUGGCCCCACACAGAUUUUCACUUUCCGUGAGUUGGCCAUUGCUACCAAGAAUUUCAGGAAAGAUUGCCUGUUGGGAGAAGGUGGCUUUGGUCGUGUGUAUAAAGGACGCAUGGAAAAUGGACAGGUUAUUGCUGUGAAGCAACUUGAUAGAAACGGCUUUCAAGGAAACCGUGAAUUUCUUGUGGAGGUUCUCAUGCUAAGUCUCUUGCACCAUCCUAAUCUGGUCAGAUUAAUUGGAUAUUGCGCAGAUGGUGACCAGCGCCUCCUAGUUUACGAAUAUAUGGUGUUAGGAUCACUAGAAGAUCAUUUGUAUGAUUGUCCACCAGACAAGGAACCUCUUGACUGGAAUACAAGGAUGAAAAUUGCUGCCGGUGCAGCGAGAGGUCUGGAGUAUCUUCAUGAUAAGGCAAAUCCACCUGUCAUAUACAGAGAUUUCAAAUCAUCAAAUAUUCUUCUGGGUGAAGACUACUACCCUAAGCUAUCUGAUUUUGGACUUGCAAAACUUGGUCCAGUUGGUGACAAAACUCACGUAUCAACACGAGUUAUGGGAACAUAUGGAUAUUGUGCUCCUGAAUAUGCCAUGACAGGACAGUUGACAGUAAAAUCUGAUGUUUACAGCUUCGGUGUUGUAUUCCUUGAACUUAUUACAGGCCGCAAAGCAAUCGAUCACACCCAGCCUUCAGGGGAGCAAAAUCUUGUUGCAUGGGCACGUCCACUUUUCAGAGACCGAAGGAAGUUCUGCCAACUUGCUGAUCCAUUGCUGCAAGGCCAUUACCCAAAAAGGGGAUUGUACCAGGCUUUAGCUGUUGCGGCCAUGUGUUUGCAGGAGCAAGCAGCAUCCAGGCCUCUCAUAGGAGAUGUUGUCACUGCACUAUCUUAUCUAGCUUCACAUCCUUAUGAUCCAAAUGCACCUACCACAAAGGAUUCUAGGACCUGCCCAUCCACACCAAGGGCAAAAACACACCGACGAACAACCAGUGUUCCUGAUGCUCAGCAUGCUGCUGAGUCACUUAUGUUGAACUUCCCAGACUUGAGGAAGGACACUACCAGAGGAGGGGAAUUCGAGCAGGAUCAUACUGAAGGUUCUGGCAGCAGUAGUAGCUCUGGAAGGAAUGAUGGCCUGGAUGUUCCACAACUUCUGGCCGUUCCUAAUGGGAAAGCUUACAGUGAAGCUGAUAGCAUUCAGAAGUCCACUGUUAAGGUUGGUGGCCGUGAGAAAUAGAAUGCAGAGCCAGGCAAAUUUUGCAGGCAGCUUUGAUGGUACAUGUGAUGGAUGGAUUAUACCAUUCUUUCCAUGUUUACUAUCAAUUUUGCCAUGAAUCUCCAUUGCUUGGCAAGAGUCUUUUUCGACAGGACUAUUGUUGAGAGUUGCCACAGGCUUGUUUUUGCAGACCCGGAUAGCCACAUACUCCAUGGUUGGCUUUUAGUUGCCUCCAUGAACCACUUCUAAAGUUCUUCCAGGUUUUACAUGAAGACUCGGGCUGAUGCAAGGAAGAACCAUCCCGUUGCUGAGAGUCAGACUUCAGAGUACGCAUUUUGGUCAGCUCAGCUACAUUCCUAUUGUCAAAGCUCCGCACUGUGAUGGACCCUGCAGUAUGCAUCAUUCAACAAUGGGAGUGAAUUUUCUUGUUUUAUUUUUUGUAGAAACCACGCUUUGUGUGACAUUGUACUGCAGAGUGGCAGCCCGGAUUGUGUGUCUGUACAUGUAAAUGGGUUGUAUUUGUAAGUAGAGCUAUUUUUUCGUUUGUCGGUGAUGAUGUGAUGAGUGAUUUGCAGACGACAUGUCAUACAUAGUUCUGUACAGAAAAGGCUGUUUGAUUUUUGUUGCUUGCUAUGUAACAACUGAAUGCUGCUUAGUUGUGCC